AAGGAGGAGGAAGAAAAAGAAGAAGGAGGCAUGUAUUUAAAAAGGGUGUGUUGGUAGUGUUAAAGUGUCUGAGCUCUCUGAACAACAGGACGCAGUUUCACAGACUGUGAACAAAAGCCGAGACUCAACCCCAAGUCUACUACAUUGAUCAGUCUCGUCAGAUGUGUGAAGAUGCAGCACAGCAGCAGCAGUAGUGUGACUGACCUUCAGCAGCUGUGUGGAGGAUGGACCACCCUGCUGAACCGCUUUUAUGAUGACCCCAAGGUAUCAAGGGUGAUGAAUACAAGAGUCGGGCUGUACCUCAGCAGCCACCCUGUCUUAGCUCUGUCAGUGUUGAUGUUCGGCGCCAUGGCCGCACUGCCCGUUGGACUCUUCCUCACUUUUGCUCUUGUGACUAUUAUUAUGACUGCAGUAGGUUUUGUGUUCUUUGAGGGGUUCCUGUUGUUUGUAGCAGGGCUGACUCUGCUGUGUGUGCUCUCUGGAAUCGCCUUCUUCUCUGUCGCAGUUUCAGUCAUUUUUAACGUGAUUUAUAUCGCCAUCUCCAACAUCCUCAAACACUAUUACCCACAUCUGGCAAAGAAAGGUGAAGUCGAAGAGAGUGAAUGUGAAACUUCAACACAGAAGGAAAUGUAGUAGCUAGAUUCUUCUUCCCUUCUUUGUCAGCUUUUAUGUGUUUGAAAGCUCAAAAUUACUGAGAGUACGGGGGCCUUAAAUCAGCACUACUGAAGCUUGAUGGGUGGGAUUCAGAGAACAGUUGAAUGUACUGUUUGGCGGCUUGAGUCUUCUUUAAGCACGCAAGCAAGACUCCUUUAUGGUUACUGUAUCUUUAUAUAUGGUGCAAUAAGUACGAAAUGUCAACAACAGCCAGAACACUGUAUAACAAAUGUUUCAAAUAGUCCUUAAUAGUCAAAUACUGAAGGCUUAUUUCAGUCCACUUAUCUUAAUGCACAUAUUGAAAUGGCGGCUCAUUUCAAGUACUAAAGAGGUUGAUUUGUGUACUUUACCCAGAAAAGUAAUGCACUGUUUCAUUGUGGAUUAUGUUUUCCAGCCUGAAAAUGCACUACAAUAUAACUGUUACAUAUUUAUGUUAAAAAGGGCAAAAUGUUGUACAUUUGUACUGCAGCUUUGAAUAAACGCUCAUCAGAAUUCC
Messenger RNA from Dicentrarchus labrax (European seabass), 1150 nucleotides. RefSeq names its product lipid droplet assembly factor 1. The record is from RefSeq and is a predicted model, not a curated record. The transcript has 5 exons. NCBI's taxonomy places the organism in Eukaryota, Metazoa, Chordata, Actinopteri, Moronidae. The coding region runs from base 172 to 633 and encodes 153 amino acids.